Molecule: messenger RNA, 936 nt
Organism: Pelodiscus sinensis (Chinese soft-shelled turtle)
Lineage: Eukaryota; Metazoa; Chordata; Testudines; Trionychidae
Product: olfactory receptor 51G2-like
Biological process (GO): G protein-coupled receptor signaling pathway
Cellular component (GO): plasma membrane
Molecular function (GO): G protein-coupled receptor activity; olfactory receptor activity
Source: RefSeq, a predicted model, not a curated record
AUGUCAGCUGUCAAUGACACCAAACUCAGUUCUGUAGUGUUCCUUCUCACUGGGAUAUCAGGGCAUGAAGAUGCACAUCUCUGGAUCUCCAUCCCCUUCUGCUUCAUGUAUGGUAUUUCGAUAGUAGGCAAUUCAGUCAUUCUGUUCAUUAUAAAAGCAGACACAAGCCUCCAUGAGCCCAUGUACAUUUUCCUUUCCAUGUUGGCCAUCACAGACCUUGGCUUAUCAAUUGUUACCAUACCAACAAUGCUGGGCAUAUACUUGUUUAACUCCAGGGAGAUCAGCCGGGAUGCCUGUUUUGCCCAGCUGUUCUUUAUCCACUCACUUCAAUGCAUUGAAUCCUCUGUGCUCUUGCUCAUGGCCUUGGACCGUUUCAUCGCAAUCCAUGAUCCUCUGAGAUAUGCGUCCAUCUUAACCCUGCCGAGAAUUGUCAAGAUGGGACUGGUAUGUGUGCUAAGAGGGGUGGUUGUAAUACUUCCACUUCCCCUUCUCUUGAAAAGGUACCGAUACUGUCUAUCCAAUGUCCUCUCCCAUUCCUACUGCUUGCAUCAAGAGGUCAUGAAGCUGGCUUGUGCAGAUAUCAGAGUCAACAUUAUCUUGGGCUUGUUUACUAAGCUCUUAACGAUGGGGUUGGACUGGCUGCUCAUCUUCCUCUCCUAUGUGUUGAUCCUCAAAACUGUGCUGAGUGUUGCAUCCCAUGCAGAGACCUUCAGGGCCCUGAACACCUGCGUCUCCCACCUCUGUGCUGUCCUGCUCUUCUACACCCCAGACAUCAGCUUGGUUGUGAUGUACCGAUUUGGGAAUAGCUCUUCUCAGGCACUUCAGAUUGUCCUGGGCUACAUCUGCCUGCUGGUCCCACCCCUGAUGAACCCAAUUGUGUACAGCGUGAAAAGCAAACACCUUCGUGUGAGGAUCAUCAGGGUGUUCAUCAAGUGA